AUGAUCAUCGAGCCGGGGUCUGAAACCCUCCUCACCAACGGCAAAAUCUUCCAAGCUUCAUCCAGUGGAGGUGCAGGCAAAGAUCAACAGGCAACCUUCGCAUCCAGCCUCCUCAUCGGCGCAGACGGUAUAAUUCGUCACAUCGGCACCUCGAGCGGACAACAUGAAGAAGAGAUCAUUACCGCAGCCCGCGCUAACGGGGCAAAGGUGCACGACCUGCAAGGCAAGACCGUUCUUCCGGGCUUCUUCGAUGGUCACCUGCACCUUUUGCUGCUGGGAAUGUCCCUGCAGAAGGUCGACUUGGGCCCCUGCAAGAACUUGGACGACAUAAGGGAGACGAUCAAGGCCUAUGCAGAGUCUCACCAAGACGUCCCGAGAAUAAUGUGCAAAUCAUGGAUGCACACACAGACACCUGAUGGCGUCGAUCAUAGCCUGUUGGAUGACCUUGACCCCAGGCCUAUUUUCGUCGAUACCAAGGAUCUGCAUGGGUGCUGGUGCAACCAGGCGGCCAUCGAUGAACUGGACAAAGGUCUGGGUAUAGGUACCAUGCCAGAUCCACCGGGCGGCACAAUCCAUCGCGAUGCAGACGGAAAACCUACUGGGUUCUUUGAGGAGGCGGUGGUUUUUACCAUCAUCUGGCCUUUCAUCUCACGCAUCUCGACUGUCGAAGAGCGUGCCGCGGCGAUGGAAACGGCCAUCGAGGUGUACAACGCGGCCGGGUAUGUUGGGCUGAUCGAUAUGGCCAUGGACCAGAACAGCUGGGAGUCGCUGCUUGCCCUCAAGGCCCGCCGGCCGGAUCUUCCAAUGCGCAUUGCGGCGUACUGGCUGAUCCGCCCGGCGGAUGAGGAGGACUGUCUCAAGCAGGUGGACUAUGUGAUCGAAAUGGCGCAUAAGUACAACGCCACCACGUCUCCUGACCUGAAGGUGGUUGGUAUUAAACUCGUCUGUGAUGGAAUUGUGGAUGCAUGUACCGCGGCGCUCAGCGAGCCUUACACGCACACCGGAAGCAUGACUGACCCGGUCUGGACGAAGCCAAUGCUUCUCCCAGUUGUCCGAAAGGCAGAUCAGGCUGGUCUGCAGGUUGCGUUGCAUGCGAUUGGCGACCUGACAGUCAGAAAUGCCGUUGACACGAUCGAGGCCUGCGCCGCGCCCGAGCGCAGGCCACGCAUCGAGCACCUGGAAUUGACCUCACCAGACGACGCCGCCCGGCUGGGUAAGUUGGGAAUCACGGCGUCGGUGCAACCGGUGCACUCUGACCCUGCUAUCCUGAGGGCUUGGCCUAGGCUCAUCGGAGAGCAUCGAUGCGGGAGGGCGUUUGCAUACCGAGAGUUCGCAGACGGCGGCGCGAUGCUAGCUUUGGGAAGUGAUGCUCCUACUGCACCUCACAGUCUGCCCGCAAAUUGCUACGUCGCUACGAAUCGUCGAUCGGCAAGGGAGCCAGAGCUGGAGACAGUAGUCAAUGGCGAAUUCGCGCUUGGGCUGUGUGAGAGUGUUGUCGCCGGUACAGAGGGCUCAGCACGGAGUUGUUUCAUGGAAGAUGUGACGGGGAAGCUGGAGAAAGGAAUGAAGGCGGAUCUGGCCGUGCUUGACAUGCAGUGGGACAAGAAACAGAUGCUGAGCGCGCGGAUAACACAGACAUGGUUUGCAGGGAAGAAAGUGUUUGACGAGGAGGCGAACUGA
Molecule: messenger RNA, 1680 nt
Organism: Diaporthe amygdali
Lineage: Eukaryota; Fungi; Ascomycota; Sordariomycetes; Diaporthales; Diaporthaceae
Product: midohydrolase family protein
Exons: 1
Coding region: 1-1680 (559 amino acids)
Molecular function (GO): hydrolase activity, acting on carbon-nitrogen (but not peptide) bonds
Source: RefSeq, a predicted model, not a curated record